Acomys russatus (golden spiny mouse) is the source of this 775-nucleotide messenger RNA. RefSeq names its product small integral membrane protein 26 (gene Smim26). Lineage: Eukaryota; Metazoa; Chordata; Mammalia; Rodentia; Muridae. The coding region runs from base 64 to 387 and encodes 107 amino acids. The record is from RefSeq and is a predicted model, not a curated record. Gene Ontology annotation, cellular component: mitochondrion. The transcript is spliced from 3 exons.
GGAAGUGGCCUAGGGCUGGUUAUCCAUUGGUGGCCACUGCGAGCACUGUGGGUCUCUAGAGCCAUGCGUCCUGACCAGGCCUCGUCCUGGUACCGGCGGAUGUCGGUUGUUUAUGCACUCGGCGCCUGGUCGGUGCUGGGCUCUGCGUUCUUCUAUACACGGAAACAGAACGUAUCAGACUGUCAUUUAGGGCAAGAGGAUGGCUCAAGGGAUGAAACACCUAUUUCUACAAGUGAAGACUCUGAUUCAACAACGGAGAUCUCUGAGCCUAUUAAAGGGCUUUAUGUGAAAACAGUUGUAAAGUAUUCAGGAAACUCUGUUCCAGUUACUCAAAGGAUCCUGGACUAUCUGAAGUCGUGGACUGGUGGGCCUCGCCCGGAGUCAUGAUCAGCUGCUGAGUUCUGAAGAUAAGGACUUAGCCCCGUACUUAAAAGAGGCCUUGAUUUCCAUUUCAUGUUGUAGAAAGAAUGUAUUUAAUCUAACUUUGUAAAACAUGGUUAUUAAUAAUGGGCAACAAAGCUGGGCGUGGUGGCGCACGCCUUUAGUCCCAGCACUCGGGAGGCAGAGGCAGGUGGAUCGCUGUGAGUUCGAGGCCAGCCUGGUCUACAAAGUGAGUCCAGGACAGCCAAGGCUACACAGAGAAACCCUGUCUCGAAAAACCAAAAAAAAAAAGGGCAACAAAUGUUUUCUUGCAGGAACUGAACACAUAAUCCAAGAGCUGGUCUUCUAUGUUUACGUGGCUAAAAGGUUGAUAUGAAACCAUUACUUUUUAAAA